UUCUCAAAGUCACCGAUGUACCAACUAGCUACCAACUUUCUUUACCUUUUUCUUUUUAUUUCAUUAUGGAAAGUGUUGUUGGCCAUUGAUUUCGACUUAUCAGCAAACUUUCAAAAGACAUUUUUUGAUGGUGAAGGUGGUAGCUCGUAUAGGAGUUGGUCAAGUUCUGAUUUAGCUACUGUAAACGUCGGUGGAGGAGAGCUUCUUCUCAGGCCUCGUGGUUUUGCUCUUCCCCACUAUGCAGAUUCUUCCAAAAUUGGUUAUGUUCUGCAAGGUACAGAAGGAAUAGUCGGCAUGGUGCUCCCAUCGUCAAAAGAGGUUGUGUUAAGGCUGAAGAAAGGAGAUGUGAUACCAGUCCCACUAGGAGGUUUCUCAUGGUGGUACAACAAUGGAGAUUCAGACUUCGUUGUAGUUUACUUGGGAGAAACUUCCAAGGCCUUUGUUCCAGGAGAAUUCACCUACUUCUCGUUAUCUGGAAUUGGAAGUAUUUUAGGCGGAUUCUCAUCUGAAUUUAUCAGUCAGGCUUACAAUUUGAAUGAGCAAGAAGCAAACAAGCUUGCAAGAAGUCAAACUGGGAUAUUUAUCAUCAAGGUACAAGAAGGAAUUCGCAUGCCGCGUCCUCGUGUUCUUGAUAAAAUGCUCUACAAUAUUGAUGCUGCACCAGCUGAUCUUGAGGUCCCAAAAGGUGGUGUUUUCAAGACACUCACAGCAGCUAAAUUCCCAUUUCUGGAGCAAGUGGGUCUUAGUGUUGGCCUUCUGAAAUUGAGUGCUAAUGCUAUGUACUCGCCAACUUUCACUGCCGAUGGAUCAAGUCGACUUGUUUAUGUUGCUAAAGGAAGUGGCAAAGUGCAGAUCGUUGGCAUCAAUGGUGAGCUAGUCCUGGAAACCAGAAUAGAGGCUGGUCAAUUAUUUCUGGUGCCAAGAUUCUUCACCGUUGCUGGAAUUGCUGGUGGCGAAGGAAUGGAGCUUGUAUCUAUGACAAAUUCCUUACGGCCUGUAGUUGAAGAGUUUGCCACUAAGAAGUCAGUGUGGAGUGCUCUGUCUCCUGUAGUAUCACAAGUUGCUCUUAAUGUGACAACUGAGUUUGAAGAACUCUUUAGGUCUAAUAUUAAGCAGAACUCCCUUAUUAUUCCACCAACAAACAAUGCCUUCAAAUAGUUCUAUUCGUGAUUCCUCUUUA
This is a messenger RNA of Ricinus communis (castor bean), 1180 nucleotides long. RefSeq names its product cocosin 1. Lineage: Eukaryota; Viridiplantae; Streptophyta; Magnoliopsida; Malpighiales; Euphorbiaceae. The record is from RefSeq and is a predicted model, not a curated record. Gene Ontology annotation, molecular function: nutrient reservoir activity.